UUUUUUUUUUUUUACUUACUUACUAGUUAUGGUCUUGGACGCUAUCUCGUUGUCCGAAGAAACUUUUAUUGCGAUAUUUGGUCAUUUGACAAAUCCCCAGUUAUCAGUCGCAUCAACUGUAUGUAAAACUUGGUCAAAAUACGCCCUUGCACUUCUUUAUCGUCGGAUUAGUAUAAAUACAUCUCCCAUUUGGUCACAUUUUCUUAAAUACAAUUUAUUUCAAAAACAUUCUUCGAAUUGUAAAGAAUUAAUAUUAUUUUCAAUUAUUAUUUCUUCUUACGAUAAAUUGGUGUUACUUCAACAUACAAAUGAUCUAAAUCAUAUUGCUUUAUUAAAAUGUCAUAAUUUGGAUGAAGAUUUUCUUUCUGAAUUAACUAGAAAACAUUCAAAAACUUUGGAAAAAUUCACUUUGUGGGGUCCUCGUACUUUUGAGUCAGGAGCUACUCCACUUAAUGAUAAACUCUUGAACCCAUGUUUAUCAAAUUUAUUAAAUGUAAAACAACUUUCUAUAUGCGCCGCAAAUAUAUCGGACCAAUUCUUAUUAUUAAUCGUUUCAACUUUAUCGAAUUCGAGUAAUAAUAAUUUUUUAUCUUCUUUGAUCGAAUUAGAUUUAACUGAAUGUUGGAAAAUAUCUGCUUUUGGUGUAGCUGAAUUAUUCUCUCCAAAUCAUUUAUCAUCUUUAAGAAAACUUAAAUUACAAUAUCAUGAAGAAAAUAAUAUAGAUGUGGAAUUUUUUGAACUUUUAGGAAAUUCUUUUCCAAAUCAAAAUUAUGAUUUUUUAGUCACUAAAAAUUAUUUAAAAAAUAAAGUUUUAACAAAAUUUGAUAAAAUUUGUAGUGAUUUAGAUACUUUAACAAAUAAAUAUUCAAAUGUUUUGGUGGAAAAACGUGAUAAUGUUUGGAUGGAUCAUGAAUUAUUAGAAAGGUUUUUCUAAAGUUGUGAGUAUAUUACGAGCGGAGAGCAUAUAGAUAACGAGUAUAUCGGGGAGAGCAUACAUCAUUAUAAUAUGAUCGAGAAUAGAAUGAUAGAUUAUUAUAAUAUGUGAACAUAGAUUUAUUAGCGAUUCAGCAUAGAUUAUUAUAAUACCUGUUAUUGUGAUUUGUGAGUAUAGUGGGUAUUACGAUUAAUUAUAAUCGUUACAAUCGUUAUAAUCGUUAUAAUC
This is a messenger RNA of Rhizophagus irregularis DAOM 181602=DAOM 197198, 1162 nucleotides long. RefSeq lists its product as uncharacterized. The record is from RefSeq and is a predicted model, not a curated record. NCBI's taxonomy places the organism in Eukaryota, Fungi, Glomeromycota, Glomeromycetes, Glomerales, Glomeraceae.